AUGUACAAGAAAUCCUUCGUAGUCCUGGCAUGUGUCCUGGCAGUGGCCUAUGCCGCACCACCGGCCCCCGCCAAACGGCAAUCGGGUGGCGGUGGCGAUGCCGAGGCGACGGUCGUGGUCCAGGAUCAGAUCAUCAACGAGGACGGCUCGUAUGCGUACAACUACGAGACGAGCAACGGCAUCAAGGCGCGCCAGACCAGCGACAAUGGUGUCAACGCGAACGGUGAAUACUCCUUCACGGCACCCGACGGGGCUCAGUACUCGGUCAAGUAUGUGGCCGAUGAGCUAGGAUUCCACCCAGAGGGAGACCAUCUGCCGGUUGAACCUCCGGCGCCCGAGCACGUGAUCAAGCUGCUGGAGGAUCUCCGUGCCAGCCCGCCCUCGGAUCCGGAGUUUAACCUGGCGUCGCUGGAAGCUACGCUGGCCCGUCUGCGUGCCAACCAGGGCUAG
Molecule: messenger RNA, 450 nt
Organism: Anopheles cruzii
Lineage: Eukaryota; Metazoa; Arthropoda; Insecta; Diptera; Culicidae
Product: cuticle protein CP14.6-like
Exons: 2
Coding region: 1-450 (149 amino acids)
Cellular component (GO): chitin-based extracellular matrix
Molecular function (GO): structural constituent of chitin-based larval cuticle
Source: RefSeq, a predicted model, not a curated record